Messenger RNA from Adineta ricciae, 2394 nucleotides. The record is from the annotation of a GenBank genome assembly. Lineage: Eukaryota; Metazoa; Rotifera; Eurotatoria; Adinetida; Adinetidae.
AUGGAUGAAAAUGAAACAAUAAACCAUAAUAAUGCUAAUUCAAAACAAGGUCCACAAGCAUCGACAAUAUCGAUCGUACCAAGUGAUGUACGCACUGGAGGCCGAGGACCAGGCUUAGCGACAACCACCGUGGAAAAAUCGAAUGAAACAACUGCGUCAACAUCAGCCUCGGCUACAACUAGUUCCGGUCCGAAUGCUAUGCUUAUGGUGGGACCCAACUUUCGCGUUGGAAAACGAAUAGGUGCCGGUAAUUUCGGAGAAAUUCGUUUAGGAAAAAACUUGUACAAUAAUGAACAUGUUGCGAUCAAAUUAGAACCUAUGAAAUCUCGUGCUCCCCAACUCCAUCUCGAAUAUCGAUUUUACCGGCAACUUGGAACUUGCGAGGGUGUGCCACAAGUACAUUAUUUUGGACCAUGUGGAAAAUACAAUGCUCUGGUUGUUGAAUUACUCGGACCGUCUCUUGAAGAUUUAUUUGACAAUUGCGAUCGUAAAUUUUCCUUGAAAACUGUCCUGAUGAUUGCUAUUCAAUUAAUCACUCGAAUGGAAUACGUUCAUUCGAAAAAUUUGAUCUAUCGAGAUGUUAAACCUGAAAAUUUCCUUAUUGGACGUUCGUCUACUCGCAAACAGCAUUUGAUACAUAUUAUCGAUUUCGGAUUAGCAAAAGAAUAUAUCGAUCCAGAUACUGGUCGGCAUAUUCCAUUUCGCGAACAUAAAAGUUUAACUGGAACAGCCAGAUAUAUGAGUAUUAAUACUCAUCUCGGAAAAGAACAAAGUCGUCGAGACGAUUUGGAAGCAUUAGGGCAUAUGUUCAUGUACUUUUUACGCGGUAGUUUACCGUGGCAAGGCCUAAAAGCCGAAACAUUGAAAGAACGUUAUCAAAAGAUAGGUGAUACGAAACGUGCCACGCAUAUCGACGUUUUGUGCCAAAAUCAUCCAGAAGAAUUCGCAAAGUAUCUAAAAUAUGUACGAAAUCUAGACUUCUUCGAAACUCCAAACUACGAAUAUUUAAGAAAACUAUUCAAAGAUCUUAUGGACGCGAGAAAUUACGUAUGUGAUUACAACUUUGAUUGGGUAGAGAAAAUGCAGAAACUAACGAACCGACCAUCCACCAAUAAUAACUCUCAAUAUCCAACAUCGACUCAACCGGAGGCAACAUCUAGUCCACUCGCCCGACAGACUAACAGACCGGCCAAUGCAGCUGAUGAAGAUCCUGGUCGAGAACAUGCACGUAUUAUUUUACCAUCAUCUCCGCCCAACGUUGAUGUUAUUAGUGAUACAAAGUGUUGUUGUUUUUUUAAUCGUCAACAGUUAAACACAUCAAAAUACGACGUUGUUAUCAAAUCGGUUCUAUAUCUUUGUAUCUGCUCGUUUUCUUAUCUUUUCGUACAGUCAUCUGGUGUGGCGAUGAACGAAGAUGAAGAAGCACCAAGUCUGGCCGAAAUUCAUAUCGCAGCAAGUCAUUUACGUUCGUUAUCAUUACCAAUAACACCGAUUCUAACCAGUUCAACAUUAAAUACUUUAACCGGAAGACAUAUUUAUUUGAAAUGCGAGAAUUUCCAACGUACCGGAUCGUUUAAAAGUCGUGGUGCACUCAAUGCCGUCUUGAAUGCAAUGAAAGUUGAUCCGAAUGUAAAAGGCUUUGUCACACAUUCGUCGGGUAAUCACGGACAAGCUUUAGCAUACGCUGCAUCGAUUGUCAAACGAGCAUGUGUUGUUGUUGUGCCUCAAGGCACGCCUAAAAACAAAAUAGAUGCAAUCGAACGCUAUGGAGCCGAACUGGUUGUCUGUGAGCCGACGCCAGCAAGCCGAACAGCCACAUCUCUACAGAUCAGUCAAGAAAGAGAUUAUCUAAUGAUACCACCGUUCGAUCAUCGAGAUGUUAUUGCAGGACAAGGAACAAUUGCUGUCGAACUUCUCGAACAAUUACCUAAUCUGGAUGCGAUUCUAGUGCCCGUCAGCGGUGGUGGAUUGAUUAGUGGCAUUGCUUUAUAUGCUAAACGAAUUAAUCCGAAUAUACGAAUCUAUGCGUGUGUACCCGAUGGGAAAAUAUUGGGAGAAUGUUUAAAGGAACAGAAACGUCUAUGGCCAAAUCCUCCACAGUUUCUUCAAACAAAAUGCGAGGCUUGUCGUUUGCAACAGUGUGGUACACUCACUUUUCCGAUAAUGUGCUCCUUGGUUGAAAAGCAGGUCUUUAGUAUAUCAGAUAAAACAAUGAUCGAAGCCACUCGUUUUGCUUUCGAACAACUGAAAUUAGUUGUCGAACUCGCCGCCGGUUUGUCUCUAGGUGCCAUACUUUCUCAAUCCGAUCAGUUAGACGCUGAUGUUCGCAAUGUUGCUCUUAUUCUUUGUGGUGGAAAUAUUGAUUUGAAUGAAAAAUUGCCUUGGCAAAACUAA